Messenger RNA from Schistocerca americana (American grasshopper), 804 nucleotides. RefSeq lists its product as uncharacterized. NCBI's taxonomy places the organism in Eukaryota, Metazoa, Arthropoda, Insecta, Orthoptera, Acrididae. The record is from RefSeq and is a predicted model, not a curated record. Gene Ontology annotation, molecular function: BMP binding; receptor ligand activity. The transcript has 4 exons. Gene Ontology annotation, biological process: animal organ morphogenesis. Bases 1 to 804 code for a protein of 267 amino acids.
AUGUUCACUUUUCAUCAUCCCCUGAGUGAGCGUGCGGCGCCCAGGGAGGAACACAAUGAUCGCCGCGGAGAGCGCGGCAAGCGGGGAACAGAGGGGCGCCUCCACCGCGACGCCGCCGCCGCCGCCGCCGCCGCCGCCGCCGGCCUGGCCGCCACUGUCUCCACGCCCGCCGCCGCGGACGCACGCCCAGACGUCAGACGCAGGACGGCCGCUCGCGCUGCCGGCACGCCGCCACCAGCGACUCCACAAGUUGGCGUGCCUGACUACAAAAUGGGCGACUCGUCCACGGCGUGUUUCGGUUGGCUGGCUCUGGUGCUGGUGUUACUUACAUUGGCUCCAGGGACCAGCGCACGCAGGGCUGUCAACCGCACGGAGCUCAUGCGCCUAAUGGCGCAAUACUACGGCUACGGAGACGCUUUCCUCAAGACAGAUGAUCGCGCAAUGCCCAUUACGAACAAGGAGCGCCUGAAGAAGGACUGGUGCCGGACGGAGCCGCUGGUGCAGAAGGUGCGCGACGAGGGCUGCGUGUCCAAGUCGGUGGUGACGAGCUUCUGCUACGGCCAGUGCAACUCGUUCUACGUGCCCAAGGUGCACGCGUGGCGCGCCGGCCGCCGGCCGCACGACUACCCGCCGGCGUUCGCCUCCUGCGCGCAGUGCCGCCCCAAGAGGGCCGCCUGGCUGUCCGUCACGCUGCACUGCCCCUCCUACACCACCCCCACGCCAGGUACCGUCGCCGCCUCUCCUGCACACUUGCUGCGCCUCCUAUUAAAACUCACAGCCGGAGAGGCAGUGGUCGAUGCGUGA